Oppiella nova is the source of this 657-nucleotide messenger RNA. The record is from the annotation of a GenBank genome assembly. Lineage: Eukaryota; Metazoa; Arthropoda; Arachnida; Sarcoptiformes; Oppiidae.
GGCCCUCACGGCGAGUCGUUUCAGUCGCUUAUGUUUCCGCUUCCGAUGUCUUAUCUCAUAUUCAGAGCGCCUUCAGAGGCGGCCGGAAAGAAGUGGAUGGAAGCCAUCGAACUGUCCCUCCAAUGCUCUACUAUGUUGAUGAGGAAUAUGUCGCACAGGGAGUCGAUGCCCAACACACCGGCCCCGUUGGGCACUAUGCCUGAGUCUGGCAACACAUUCCCCGAACUGAUUCCCACUGGAAAUCUGUCCCAAACGCUGAAUGAAUCAGAAAUUGAGAAACAUUUUGGAGAUCACGAUUUGGACGAUGAGAUCCAUACAGAUCACGGCGGAGACUCUCAGGACCACCACUCGACUGAUGACAGCGAUUCGGACGCCGAUCACAUCCAUCGACACAUUAAUGGCAUUGAAGGCAAAGACGCGAAACAAUGCGAAACGCAGUACAUCUUCGACGGCGGGAACGAAGAGUUUGGUAUUGCGGGCGACGCCGGACAGACCGAGGAGAUGGCCGAUGAGAACAAGAGCUUAAUAUGGAUUCUACUGAAGCAAGUGAGGCCUGGCAUGGAUUUGUCCAAAGUAGUCCUGCCCACUUUCAUUCUCGAGUCCCGUUCCUUUCUCGACAAACUCACCGAUUAUUACUAUCACUCGGAUAUCAUUUCA